Molecule: messenger RNA, 2937 nt
Organism: Crotalus tigris (Tiger rattlesnake)
Lineage: Eukaryota; Metazoa; Chordata; Lepidosauria; Squamata; Viperidae
Gene: PRKAR1B
Product: protein kinase cAMP-dependent type I regulatory subunit beta
Exons: 11
Coding region: 194-1489 (431 amino acids)
Biological process (GO): regulation of protein phosphorylation
Cellular component (GO): cAMP-dependent protein kinase complex
Molecular function (GO): cAMP-dependent protein kinase regulator activity
Source: RefSeq, a predicted model, not a curated record
CGGCUCCAUUAGGAGCCUAUGGAGGUUGGUGGGAGGUUGCCUUGGACUGUAUGACCCCAAAAGGCAAGAACAUCUGCCUGGAACAUCACAAGAAGUAUCAUAUCCAAGUCUCCAGAGUGUUGUGGCGUGUGUAUUUCUUCCUGGGAAUGCCCAGUCUUGAAACUCAACAUCCCAGCAUGAAAAAGAAAGAAACAUGUUGAAAACUAAGCCCCGGGGAGUUUCUGCCAUGCCAAACGAAGACAGUGAGAAAAUGCUGGAGGGUUCCAUCCAAGUCAAUGGAGCAGCUCACGGGGACCCAGAAAACACAGUCAAAGGGUCCUUGAACAUCCAAGGUCCGGCCAGCAACUUUGCAGGGAAGUCCGUGACGGGCUCCAUGCACUUCAGAGGAGGAAAAACGCUGAUGGCCUCCAUGCAUAUCAAAGGACCAGCAUGUGAGGCCUCAGGGUCAUCUCUGACAGGGUCCCUGAGGGUCAACAAAGGCCUGGCGACUGGUCCUUCAGUGCACAAGACAGAAAGCUAUGAAGAAAACAAACAGAUCCAGGCUUGGCAGAAAUCCAGCUCCCAGUCAGAUUCUCACGAUGAUGAAGUUUCUCCUCCACCACCCAUUCCGGUGGUCAAAGCCCGGCAUCGACGGGGAGGGGUCAGUGCUGAGGUCUACACCGAAGAAGAUGCAGUGUCUUAUGUCCGGAAGGUUAUUCCAAAGGACUAUAAGACUAUGACAGCCUUAGCCAAGGCCAUCUCCAAGAAUGUCCUCUUCGCUCACCUUGAUGACAAUGAGAGAAGUGACAUAUUUGACGCCAUGUUCCCUGUCACCCACAUUGCUGGAGAGAUUGUGAUCCAACAAGGUGACGAAGGUGACAACUUCUACGUGAUUGAUCAUGGGGAGGUGUAUGUGUAUGUGAAUGGAGAAUUGGUCACCAGCAUCGGAGAAGGAGGCAGCUUUGGAGAACUGGCCCUCAUUUAUGGAACCCCACGAGCCGCAACGGUCAAAGCAAAGACUGAUCUUAAACUCUGGGGGAUUGACCGAGAUAGCUACAGACGCAUCUUGAUGGGCAACACGUUGAGAAAACGGAAAAUGUAUGAAGAAUUUUUGAGCAAGGUGUCCAUUUUGGGAUCUCUGGACAAAUGGGAGCGUCUGACGGUGGCCGAUGCACUAGAGCCGGUCCAGUUUGAGGAUGGAGAGAAAAUUGUGGUCCAGGGGGAGCCAGGGGACGAUUUUUUCAUCAUCACAGAGGGCACGGCUUCGGUCCUUCAGCGUAGGUCUGACAAAGAGGAAUAUGUAGAAGUUGGGCGCCUGGGGCCAUCGGAUUAUUUUGGGGAAAUCGCCCUGUUGCUGAACAGGCCCAGGGCAGCUACUGUGGUGGCGCGAGGGCCCUUGAAGUGUGUGAAGCUGGACCGGCCACGCUUCGAACGAGUCCUUGGCCCUUGUUCUGAAAUCCUGAAGAGGAACAUCCAGAGAUACAACAGUUUCAUCUCUCUCACUGUCUAAAAGUCCUCUUUGGCUCGUCUUUUACGUUAAAACUUGUGCACUUAAAAAAAAAAGAAAAAAAGAAAGGCAAUCUGUGGUGUUUCGUAGCUUUACGAAGGAAAAGAGAGGCACCUUCAUUUUAUGCAGAUGUUUUUCAGUGUUGAUGUCCGGUCUCUUAGAUAUUCAAAUCACUGUAUGUUGUGAGGAGGAGAGCAGGUAGCUAGUUGUCAGUGACUUUAUGGGAUUUUAGAUUUUUAUUGUUUUGCACUUUGAGUAGCAUUCCAGGUUUAUGCGUCCUUGGUUCCUCCAAAACUCCUCAGGCACUGUAAAAUCUCCAGAUCUUUAACUCUGCGAUAGAGAAUCUGCUUGCUGUGUGCCUCAACUUUCAUUUCUCCUGGUUGUGCUGACAAGCUACAUCCAGCCUCACUUCACUAGAACGUAGGCUACUCAUUUUGAACAUCUCAUCUAGCGAGACUACAUAACCCAUAUUAUAAUUGGGGAUCGAUGGCCCCUAUGCCUCCCCCCCCCAUGAAGCAUUGCAGAAAUAGCCCAUGAAGACUUCCAGACAUUGCACCAAAUAGUAAUUUUAAAUGUGAUCUAAGGUAAAAAUGAUUAAACAUCCAACUGGAAAGUGUAAAAUGUCCUAUCAACUCGGUUGAGUUUUUAACUCGAGAUAAAACUCGAAAUUUUCUUGGAUUGUUUUUGUCUUGGCAGAAAGCUCCUAGCAUGCUACUUACAGGCUAUUUAAAGUCUAUUAAAAGCAAGUGGUGAGCUUUGACCUGGAAGGAAUUGUGAAGCCCUGUUGGGCAUCCAGUAAUCCGUCCUUCAUCUUUGACAAUGACUUGAAUAAAUUGUCUUGGCCACUUGAGAUACUCAGCGAACACCAAAUCAGUGUCAAAUUAGUGCCAAACAGUGUUUUUCCAACUUGGCAACUUUUAAGAUGUGUGGGCUUCAACUUCAGUCCACAUAUCUUAAAGUGGAGAAGUUGAAGAACAUUGGUAUACAUCAGUCAGUCAACCAGCCAGUCAACCAAUCCACACACAUAAUGUAAAAUCUGUUUCCUGUAAAAUGUGACAGUAUUCUAUUCUCUGUGUAUUUUUUUAAAGAAAACUUUUGUUUGCAAAUAGUAUUUAUUUACCCCUUUCAUUUUGCUUAUCCUGUUGUGAUGCAUGGGGGAAAUAAAAUAAUUUUGACUGGAGAAAGAGGUAGUAAACCUUUGAUCACUAUGGUUGAGGGCCAUUGGCCUCAGGGUCUUGAGUCUUAGGUCCAGGUCUACUUUUAUGGACAUUAAAAGACUUGUACAAAGAUGAAAGAAGGGAUACUAUCAAAAUUGAUGGAAACUUGGAUUAAGUUGCGAAAACAGUGGAGAAUUGAUUCAAACAUCCCUUCCCAAUCCUACGGCGUUAGAAUUGUGGUUUUCAAAAAUUUGCAGCAGUCACAGAAAGUUUAGAGGGUGCCAGAUAAUGGAC